Molecule: messenger RNA, 1045 nt
Organism: Gracilinanus agilis (Agile Gracile Mouse Opossum)
Lineage: Eukaryota; Metazoa; Chordata; Mammalia; Didelphimorphia; Didelphidae
Gene: PRKAB2
Product: protein kinase AMP-activated non-catalytic subunit beta 2
Exons: 7
Coding region: 206-1030 (274 amino acids)
Biological process (GO): signal transduction
Cellular component (GO): nucleotide-activated protein kinase complex; cytoplasm; nucleus
Molecular function (GO): protein kinase binding
Source: RefSeq, a predicted model, not a curated record
GGCGGUGGGGGCGGAUGUCCUGGGGAAUUCCCGGAGAGCUGUAGGAGGAAGGCAGGGGAUCCCGGUCUCCUGCUCGCCGUCUUCCCCAGAGAAGGAGGAGGCGGCGACCUGAGGAAGCCUGGGGAGGGGCAGCGGCGGCCGGGGAGAAGGAGGAGUAGUAGGACACGCGCGACCCCGCGCUGAGAAUCCCCGCUGCUGAGCCGCCAUGGGUAACACCACCAGCGAGCGGGUGCCCGGGGAGCGCCACGGCUCCAAAUCCCACCGAGCCGAUGGCGCCGGUGGGCAGCCGCAGGGCAAGGAGCAUCCGCACAAGAUCAUGGUGGGCAGCACGGACGACCCGAGCGUCUUCAGUGUGCCCGACUCCAAGCUCCCUGGGGACAAAGAGUUUGUGUCAUGGCAGCAGGAUUUGGAGGACUCUGUGAAGCCCAUGCAACAAGCCCGUCCCACAGUCAUCCGAUGGUCUGAGGGAGGCAAGGAAGUCUUCAUCUCUGGUUCCUUCAACAAUUGGAGUGCCAAAAUCCCACUCAUUAAGAGCCACAAUGAUUUUGUUGCCAUUUUGGACCUCCCUGAGGGUGAGCACCAGUACAAGUUUUUCGUGGAUGGCCAGUGGGUCCAUGAUCCAUCAGAGCCUGUUGUUACCAGCCAGCUUGGCACUAUUAACAAUCUGAUCCACGUCAAAAAGUCUGAUUUUGAGGUGUUUGAUGCUUUGAAGUUAGAUUCUAUGGAGAGUUCAGAGACUUCAUGUCGAGACCUGUCCAGCUCUCCCCCAGGGCCUUAUGGUCAGGAAAUGUAUGUCUUUCGAUCUGAGGAGCGCUUCAAAUCCCCGCCCAUCCUCCCUCCUCACCUCCUCCAGGUGAUUCUCAACAAGGACACCAAUAUUUCGUGUGACCCGGCCCUGCUCCCCGAACCCAACCAUGUCAUGCUCAACCACUUGUACGCGCUGUCCAUCAAGGACAGCGUGAUGGUCCUCAGCGCCACACAUCGCUACAAGAAGAAGUAUGUCACUACGCUGCUGUACAAGCCCAUCUGAAGGGCCCUGCCACGC